AUGGCGGUUGAACAGAGCGAGAGGAUAUUCGUCCUCCCCGGCGAUCAAAUAGAUCCCUCAUUAAUACCCUCUCAUCCAAAGCGGCCACUAAGACUCGGUCCUGGACUUCGACACAUUCCUCCAAACGAGCUGGUCCCCACAGUCGCUGGCCAGCUCGUCACAUAUUACAGGAAGAAUUCGAUAUGGGUUGAGUACAACGGAGGUCGAUACAUACCCGCGGUCGGUGACCUCGUCAUUGGAUCCGUUCACCACUCGGCAGUGGAUUACUUCUACGUCAUGCUGUCGGGGUACACUUCCAAUGCUAUCCUGCCUCAGCUAGCAUUCGAGAUGGCCACGAAGAAGACGCGGCCCAACCUGAAUCCCGGGGCUCUGGUCUACGCGAGGGUCUGCCUUGCCAAUCGGCACAUGGAUCCCGAGCUGGAAUGCGUGUCGCCAAGCACAGGCAAAGCAGACGGUCUGGGUCCCUUGAAUGGCGGGAUGCUAUUCGACAUCUCCUUAGGAAUGGCUCGACGGCUCCUCAUGCGCAAGUCCGUUGAAGAGGGCAAAGUCAUUGUCCUAGAGGAACUCGGAACCGCCGGUCUUGCGUUCGAGACUGCCGUCGGUAGGAACGGGAAGAUAUGGGUUAAUAGUGAGAAAGUCAAGACCGUGCUAGCUGUUGGGCGGGCGGUGAAGGAGACUGAUGAGAAAAACCUCACUAUCGAACAGCAGAAGAAGUUGGUACGAAAGCUAGUCAAGGAAAUGAGUUAA
Molecule: messenger RNA, 747 nt
Organism: Annulohypoxylon truncatum
Lineage: Eukaryota; Fungi; Ascomycota; Sordariomycetes; Xylariales; Hypoxylaceae
Exons: 2
Coding region: 1-747 (248 amino acids)
Biological process (GO): poly(A)-dependent snoRNA 3'-end processing; CUT catabolic process; nuclear polyadenylation-dependent rRNA catabolic process
Cellular component (GO): nuclear exosome (RNase complex); cytoplasmic exosome (RNase complex)
Molecular function (GO): RNA binding
Source: RefSeq, a predicted model, not a curated record